Molecule: messenger RNA, 726 nt
Organism: Oryzias latipes (Japanese medaka)
Lineage: Eukaryota; Metazoa; Chordata; Actinopteri; Beloniformes; Adrianichthyidae
Gene: exorh
Product: extra-ocular rhodopsin
Biological process (GO): phototransduction; G protein-coupled receptor signaling pathway; visual perception
Cellular component (GO): membrane
Molecular function (GO): G protein-coupled receptor activity
Source: RefSeq, a predicted model, not a curated record
AUGAAUGGCACCGAGGGACCUGACUUUUAUGUCCCCAUGUCUAAUAGGACAGGGUUGGUGCGAAGCCCAUUUGAGUAUCCUCAGUACUAUCUGGCGGAGCCCUGGAAAUACUCGCUUCUAGCUGCAUAUAUGCUGUUCCUCAUCAUCACCGCCUUUCCUAUUAACUUCCUCACCCUCCAUGUCACUGUCAAGCACAAAAAGCUGAGAAACCCACUGAACUACGUUCUGCUCAACCUGGCGGUGGCUGACCUUUUUAUGAUAGUGGGAGGAUUCACCGUCACUCUCUACACAGCCCUGCAUGGAUACUUCAUCUUGGGCGUCACCGGCUGCAACGUUGAAGGCUUCUUUGCCACUCUGGGAGGAGAGAUCGCACUCUGGUCUCUGGUGGUCUUGGCAAUUGAGCGUUACGUUGUGGUUUGUAAGCCAAUGACCAACUUCCGCUUUGAGGAAAAACAUGCCAUUGCUGGCCUGGCGUUCUCCUGGGUUAUGGCCCUGACCUGUGCAGCCCCCCCUCUGUUCGGAUGGUCCCGGUACAUCCCAGAGGGAAUGCAGUGUUCCUGUGGGAUUGACUACUAUACUCCCAAGCCUGAGAUCAACAACACCUCAUUUGUCAUCUAUAUGUUCGUCCUCCACUUCAGUAUCCCACUCUUCAUCAUCUUCUUCUGCUACAGCCGCCUGCUCUGCACCGUGCGAGCGGUAGGAACACCUCUGUCAAUGCAGUAUUAA